AUGGAGACCGAAAGGAUGAUAGAAGAUACUAUACCUCCACAGGUUACGUCAAUCACGUGUGUGGACAGCGGUGUGCGGCCAACGCCAAGCAGUGCAGCAUAUACAGCAGAACGUGAUGCCUGCCUCAACUACUUCUCAAGAUGGAAUGAGACGGACCAGGUGGAGUUUGUGGAGCAGCUGUUGGCGCGGAUGUGUCACUAUCAGCAUGGGCACAUCAAUGCAUACCUCAAACCUAUGCUACAGAGGGAUUUCAUCAGCAUGCUGCCUAAGAAAGGUCUUGACCAUGUGGCAGAAAAUAUCCUAUCUUACCUGGAUGCCAGUUCACUUUGUGCAGCAGAACUUGUCUGUCGGGAGUGGCUGCGAGUUAUCUCGGAGGGCAUGCUGUGGAAGAAACUGAUCGAGAGGAAAGUCAGGACCGACUCGCUUUGGCGGGGUCUGGCUGAGAGACGGGGAUGGAUUCAAUACUUAUUCAAACCGAAGCCUGGCUGUCAGCAUCCAUCACACUCUUUCUACAGACAGUUAUACCCCAAGAUUAUAAAGGACAUUCAGUCUAUUGAGGACAACUGGAGAAUGGGAAAACACAAUUUGCAGAGGAUAAACUGUAGAUCAGAGAACUCGAAAGGCGUUUACUGUUUGCAGUACGACGACAGCAAAAUAGUUUCCGGUUUAAGAGAUAACACUAUCAAAAUAUGGGACAGGAAAACGUUGCAGUGCGUCAGGGAACUGCAAGGUCACACAGGCUCAGUCCUUUGCUUACAAUAUGACGAGCGAGCCAUCAUCUCGGGGUCAUCAGACAGCACUGUUCGAGUUUGGGACGUCAACACAGGAGCGAUGCUAAACACUCUGAUACACCACUGUGAGGCUGUGCUGCAUCUUAGAUUUUGUAAUGGCAUGAUGGUCACCUGUAGUAAGGAUCGUUCAAUAGCAGUGUGGGACAUGACAUCGACGACAGAAAUUAUGUUAAGGAGAGUGUUAGUUGGUCACAGGGCAGCGGUGAACGUGGUAGACUUCGAUGAAAAAUAUAUCGUCAGUGCCAGUGGGGAUCGUACUAUUAAGGUAUGGAACACGUCGUCGUGCGAGUUCGUGCGGACGUUGAACGGCCACAAGCGCGGGAUCGCGUGCCUGCAGUACCGCGAGCGGCUCGUCGUGUCCGGCUCCUCCGACAACACCAUCCGCCUCUGGGACAUCGAGUGCGGCCAGUGCAUCCGCGUGCUGGAGGGACACGAGGAACUCGUGCGGUGUAUACGGUUUGACAACAAGAGAAUAGUGAGCGGUGCGUACGACGGCAAGAUCAAAGUGUGGGACCUCCCCGCCGCGCUCGACGUGCGCACUCCGCACCAGGACCUCUGUCUACGGACACUCGUGGAGCACACGGGGCGAGUGUUCCGGCUGCAGUUCGACGAGUUCCAGAUCGUGUCUUCGUCGCACGACGACACGAUCCUGGUGUGGGACUUCCUGAACUACGGCGGCGCGUCCCCCGCGCCCGCGCCCCUCGCCCCGCGCGCGCGCUCGCCCGACCACGAGCGGGACCUCUACGACUAG
Messenger RNA from Arctia plantaginis, 1542 nucleotides. Lineage: Eukaryota; Metazoa; Arthropoda; Insecta; Lepidoptera; Erebidae. The record is from the annotation of a GenBank genome assembly.